UAAUCGUGAUCCCUCGCCGGAUGCAAGAGAGGAGAACAUUCGAUGUCAGGAUGGACAGCAAUAUCUAUACCAUAGUGAGAGCUGGGACUUCGUGUUGGGAUUUAAUCGAAGUGAAUGCGCACCAUGCCAUUUCUAGGAACCUGGAUAGCCUAAUCUGUGAUUCAGAAUGCCUUGACGUAAUGAAGUCAGCGAAGCCAAGGAAAAAAUUUAAGAAUGAAGGUUUACACUUCUGUGUUUUCUUAAAAGAGCUAAAGAAUUCAAAAACUUUCAGAUUAUCUUUCAUUAACCAUGCCACGUCUCAGAAUAUGAGCGAAAAGAUUCUCCCAACGAGAAAUAAAAACGACAUACCGGUUAUAAUCUUAUGGACAAUAAAUGACGGUAUUCCACACAUUAUUGACAAAGGGUGGUGUGUUCGCAUGAAUGAGUGUGCCGUUGACCGUCAGAAUCUAGACACAGUAAUGUCUUGGCUGUCGACACUAGGAGGUGCCUGCUCAGCCCUAGGUGAUUAUGACACUCAGUUUGCAAAGAGGGCGGGUGAAAUCUCUGUUAAGCAAAUGGAAAUUGCCCUGCGUCUAGGUGACCCGUUUGUGAUGUCUCGAUGCCGUCUGUAUUUAGCUAUAUCUAUGAUCCAGCAGCGAAGAUUUAAGGGAGCCUCGGUAAUUGUGCGAUACGAGUACCACAACGCGCACACCUUACCGAAAGAGUUGAGAGAUCAUCGUCUCAUCAAAAUGUGUCACGGGAUAUGGACCAAAUUAAGGCACGAGAGACGAGUGCAUCGACUUAGUACAAAGAUUAAUUCCAGUCGGACUGUUUGACUUCGUUUGGUGCGACCGGGAGAGAUUGAUUUUGCUGGAAAAUGUUGAAAAGACUGGUUGUGUUGUUUUUAGGUACUUCGCUAGAGAAUCUGUGAUCCCAGUUUAUUCUUUCUUUCUUUUUUCGUUUCUUUUCUUUCUUUCUUUUUCUCUUUCUUUCUUUUUCUCUUUCUCUUUCUUUCUUUCUCUCUUUCUCUUUCUUUCUUUCUCUCUUUCUCUUUCUUUCUUUCUCUCUUUCUCUUUCUUACUUUCUCUCUUUCUCUUUCUUUCUUUCUUUCUUUCUUUCUUUCUUUCUUUCUUUCUUUCUCUCUCUCUCUCUCUCUCUCUCUCUCUCUCUCUCUCUCUCUCUCUCUCUCUCAUUCUUUCUCUCUUUCUUUCUUCCAGCUCCCUAUACUUUUCCUAUAUUACUAGAUUUAUUGUGUGCCAUUUUGUCAUAUAGUUUCCAAACGCUCCAGCUUUUGUAGUAAACGGACUAGACUCAGGUAGUAUCUUUGAAAUUAUUUUCCAGUUUGAAAAAAAGGGGCACUUAUGAAUAAUGUUUUUCUUUGCAUUGCUGUUUCAUAGGCAGACCUUUUUGAUGCAGAAAAGUUAUUUUAACCCAAAAUCUCCGGGAAAAUUUUGUGUUUACUGUAGUAUUGUUUUGUGAAGUGUCUCGAUGCACAAAGAUGGCUCAGCAAGUGCUUAGCCACAAAGGAGUCAAUUAGUAGACCUUGUGACCUGAUCUGAUUUCACCUUUCUUUUAGUUUGUGGGGAAAACACUUUUUUACUAAUGCUAUCAAUAUCAAUCCUGUUGUUUUUAUUAUCGGAAUUAUAAUUAUUAUAGUGUUGUUGACAGAAUCAAGAGCAACAUUAGACACCAGAAAAUAUUUUCAAAAAUCAUGGAAAAGGGUAAACAGGUGAGGCAGGUAGUACUUGUAACUGGCUCAUUGUGACUUGGAGCCAUCUUUGUGCAAAAACAAUUAAAUUAAUCCUACAGUGAUCAUGGCAUGUAUGUACAAGCCAAUCCCUGGUGGCUUUGGGUUAAGUUCAUUUCUUAUCUUGUGUAAUAUGUAAAUAUUCAUAAAAAUAAUAUAUAUAUAUCUCAUCCUAUUUUUCAAUAUUAUAAUGGUCUAGGAAUUCUUUAGUAAUCUGCUGUGAAGUUUAGGAUACAUUUUUAUUUUCUGAAGUUUGUCCUGAGAAUAAUGUGCUUUCAGUAGUGUCUUACAAAUUUUUCACAACUUUUUAAUGUCAUUUCUAAAGACAUUCUCAUAAGAAAAUAUCACACUAAGAGUCUGUAAAUACUUGAAUUGAGAAUAUUCUGAAGUAUUACAUGUCCUUAAUUUGCAUACUAAAUGGUUACACAUGUCCAUCUUUAUUUUUACAGUUUAAGGAAAGCUCAAUACUGCCUUUUGUUGUAAGAAAAUGUCAAUUAAAACUUUCUGGAAGUUA
Molecule: messenger RNA, 2240 nt
Organism: Penaeus indicus
Lineage: Eukaryota; Metazoa; Arthropoda; Malacostraca; Decapoda; Penaeidae
Exons: 3
Coding region: 21-815 (264 amino acids)
Source: RefSeq, a predicted model, not a curated record